Psammomys obesus (fat sand rat) is the source of this 741-nucleotide messenger RNA. RefSeq names its product peptidyl-prolyl cis-trans isomerase A-like. Gene Ontology annotation, molecular function: peptidyl-prolyl cis-trans isomerase activity. The record is from RefSeq and is a predicted model, not a curated record. Gene Ontology annotation, biological process: protein peptidyl-prolyl isomerization. Lineage: Eukaryota; Metazoa; Chordata; Mammalia; Rodentia; Muridae. The transcript has 2 exons. Bases 1 to 741 code for a protein of 246 amino acids.
AUGGAGGCCAGUAUAUACUUUGAUAAGCCGAUAGGUGCCACAGGUAGCCAUAUGUCCCCUCUACCAGGGAAAUCACUUCUUUUGGUAGGUGGAAACACAUUUCAGAAGUUCUUGAUGAAGGCUGACUUUUAUCUAGUCAUCAGAAAUCCUCCUAUAGUCCAGAUUGAGCUCAUUUCUGAAUAUUUAGACUACGUUUUGAAGUUUGGGGAAUUGGAGCUUCCUCUGGAACUAACAAAAGAGAUCUUUGGCUAUUUCUUGGCCAAGGUCAACCCCACCAUGUUCCACAUCGAGGCCAAUGGCCAGCUCUUGGGCCGUGUCUCCUUCGAGCUGUUUGCAGACAAAGUUACAAAGACAGCAGAAAACUUUUGUGCUCUGAGCACUGGAGAGAAAGGAUUUGGAUAUAAGGGUUCCUCCCUUCACAGAAUUAUUCCAGGAUUCAUGUGCCAGGGUAGUGACUUCACAUGCCAUAGUGGCACUGGUGACAGGUCCAUCUACAGGAAGAAAAUUGAGGAUGAAAACUUCAUCCUGAAGCAUACAGGUCCUGGCAUUUUGUCCAUGGCAAAUGCUGGACCAAACACAAAUGGUUCCCAAUUUUUUAUCUGUACUCCCAAGACUGAGGGGCUGGGUGGCAAGCAUGUAGUCUUUGGGAAGGUGAACAUCGUGGAAGCCAUGGAGCAUUUUGGGUCCAGGAAUGGCAAGACCAGCAAGAGGACCACAAUUUCUGACUGUGGACAACUCUAA